CAAUGUACCUUGCUUUAUGAAAAUCAGAAAUCAAAUCUAAUUCCCCCGCUCCGCUCCCAAAACAUUUCCCAUCUUCCCCGCAUUCCGAAGCCCAGAAGAAAAUAAUCAGAAAAUGGAAGGCAAAAAAGAGUGCGCAGGAGCAUCACUGGACUCGAUAAUCUCCGGUUUCAACACUCGCAUUUCCGAGCUUCAACAACUCGUCAUCGCUCGCAACAUGUAUCCAACUAGCAGUCUCCCUGAUUUAUCGGCAAUUGAUAGUUUAGUCAAGGCAAUGGAGCUUCAGGUUCACCAAAUUAAAGAUCGCUUGCGCGAGGAGAAAGAAGCUAUUCCUAAAGCCAAGAAACUGAUUGAGGCAUCGCUACAGCAGCAAAGGAAACUCCAAAUGAUGUCUGCCUAUGUGCCCUCUAAUCCGCCUGAACGAAUUUCAACUAAUAAUCAUGAACCCAGGACAAUUGUGCAACCUGAAAACAAGCAGGAUAUCCCUUUCAUCUCACUUAACUACGAGGAGCCUCCAGCAUUACCUAAAGAGAAGAAGGGUCGUGGCCCACCACCACUAUGGUACAUUACUGCUGAUGAGCUUAAUUCAUUGUCUUCGUAUAUGAAAGGACGGCUAACUUUAGAAAAGGUCAAUGCAGCAAUCAGUGACAUGGCUACCUAUGCUGAAGCGAAUUCCCAACUUGUUACAGCACCCAGGAAGAAGUUGACAGAAGCUACUUUGGACAGAGCUAUGGAAUUGAGAGACAUUGCAGGAACAGAUGCUGUGAAGGGCAAGCACUUCUUUUUAGAAACUGACAUUAAAGGACCUUCCUUCAAGCUUGACAAUACUGGAAAAGCAAUACUAACAGUCCUUCGUCACCUUGGACGUAUAACUGAAAGCCGAAUUGGGCAUCAUCGUGUUAUCGUCCUUCUAAAGCCAUAGAAACACCAUAAAUUCUCAAUGUGAAAGCUGCAAGUAUAUUCCUACUGAUUAUGCGUCAUUUUAAUGAUGACGUACACAGUUCCCACACCUGCAAUGGGAGGAUCCUUCACUUAAGAGCUUGUUGUGUCUGAUUCACAUAUUAAGAUAAUCAGCAAAUGAACCGGAGAAGGAAUACGACAGUUUUCAGCAUUCAACCAGUAAUGUGUGUGGAAUUCCUGAAUGAUUGCGUGCUUAGAUCCAGUAGUCUAUUAGUUUUUCAUUUUAAAUCUUUACUAUAGAGAUGUACGAAAAACCUCUGAAGGAGAACCUUUUAUUUCAGAGUUUAGAUAACUGCUACUGGCUCUUUGAACAGUUUGCAUAUACCUGCUUGAUGAUUUGGAAUACUGAACAUUUGAAACGCUUGUAAGAUUAAGAUUCUGCCCAAAAUUUAUGGCUCGUGAAUGGUACUAUGACCACUAUCCAUUUACUCUUGACAA
Molecule: messenger RNA, 1395 nt
Organism: Daucus carota subsp. sativus
Lineage: Eukaryota; Viridiplantae; Streptophyta; Magnoliopsida; Apiales; Apiaceae
Product: spindle and kinetochore-associated protein 1 homolog
Exons: 9
Coding region: 113-919 (268 amino acids)
Biological process (GO): regulation of microtubule polymerization or depolymerization; chromosome segregation; cell division
Cellular component (GO): spindle microtubule; mitotic spindle; outer kinetochore
Molecular function (GO): microtubule binding
Source: RefSeq, a predicted model, not a curated record